AUGUUUUCAAGGAGCGUUUUCAGAAGCACGAUACCAAUUAAGGGAACCCUCUCUCGAUGGUACUCGAACUCUAUAAAAUUGGCCAACCUGGGAGAGGUUACUGAUUAUUUGGUAGGUGACGGUGUACCUAACUUACUACAAAGGAUGCUCAAAGAAUCCGUACUCGCUGAUAAUAUAACUUUGAGAUUAUUUCCCACUUCGCAUCCCUAUAUCCCAGUGUUGCACGGAAGAUCCAAAUAUAAGGCUUCUUUGAAUGCCAUCAGGAUGAUAGUACGAAAGUUCGUACUCGACGAAGAGUGCCGCUUGCAUAUAAGUUUAGUCAAGACUUUAAAUUCGACAUCGAAAGGCGGAGAAUUCAAAGAAAAUCCUCAGAAUUACAACACUAUCACGCCCAAUGACAAACUGGUUAUCAAGUGGCAAAGUUGUAUACCGGAAGAUCGUUGCAAAAUUUCUAAGCCAGAGAUUAACGACGAGUUGAAAAAAAAGAAAGACGGGGUCGAAGGGGAGAAUUCGUUUUCAAUGAGAUCAGUACCAGUGAUAGAUUACAUUUUACAUCCUACGAUAAAUAAUCUGAAUCAAAGGGUUGUUACAGAAUACAUUGAUGACGCAGCCGAAAAGUCCAUACAAAAUUUUAACAAAAACGGAAAUAUUAAAGAAGGUAAGAUUGGAAAAGAUGACACUAUAAAAAAGAAUAAAGUGAGAAGGUUAUCACGGUUAAUAAGAGGCACUUUUAUAUUUGAAUUCAACGAAGAAAACUCUAAAAUUUUAGUCCAUACCAUUGAAGACGUCGAGUUGAUUCAUUACGAAAAAAAAAUUGCCACUGGCGGCGCAUUUGCAUGUUGA
This is a messenger RNA of Saccharomyces eubayanus, 843 nucleotides long. RefSeq names its product Mco32p (gene MCO32). The record is from RefSeq and is a predicted model, not a curated record. Bases 1 to 843 code for a protein of 280 amino acids. The transcript has a single exon. NCBI's taxonomy places the organism in Eukaryota, Fungi, Ascomycota, Saccharomycetes, Saccharomycetales, Saccharomycetaceae.